AAACCACAAGGUUCAUUGAUUACAGAAAGAUAAACUUCAAAAUUAUCUGUAGACAAGUGCAAAAUUUCCUGUGAUUUUCAACAAAAUUUGUUCCAAAUUUACAGGUUUGUUAGUUUAUCAACGAGGCUGUAAAAUAGCAUCUAUUACAGGAAGAUCCAUUUCAAAAUUUUCUUGGUUAAGUGAAAAAUUUUCAGUGAUUUUCAAAAAAUUUGUUUAAAAUUAGCAAGUUUGAUUGUCAAUGAGGCUUUAAAAUAAUGCCUAUAAGGGUUGAUCUGAAUGACAUUGAAACUUAUGUUUACGUAAAAGUGUCUGUUGGAAGUCCAUCUACUGGGAUAAAUGUUGAAGAGUUGAAAAUCGAACCAUACUCAUCAACCAACACCGAAGACUGUAAACAAAUAAAGGAAAUUAACAAAAAAUGUCGAGGAAAAACCAAAAAGUCCCGAAAAAAGUCGGGAUCCAUAUCAGCUAUGUCAGCAGUAGACACCUCUUCCUACGGACCUAUAGCCCAGAAGUAUCUACCCAAAAAGGGCGAUUUUCGGUUCGGAAUACACUUUGACAAAGUCAGCAAGAGCUACAAAAUCGGAAAGGUACCCAUGGUUAUCCAGAAGGAUGAUAUACUGGUGAAAUAUGAAGAUUAUGAACAGUUAUACAGGGGAACUGUUGGGUUAUGGAGGCUUCUAUCACAGGAUACGAGUUAUUUUCAUGAGGAUUUUUACUUUAAUGACGAGGAUUGGGUGGUUUACAUGGAGAUUUUAAUGAGGGCUAACCCUGCAGAUUGUGCUAAUCAAGGUGAAAAAUCUACUUGUAAAAUGGGAGCUCGAAAUGGAGGUGGGAGCCAAGAUAUAACACCAUAUUCUUAUCAAGGUGGAAACAACCAAGGAAUAAAUCCAUACUCCUAUCAAGGUGGGAAUCGAGGAGUUUCACCAUGUUCUUAUCAAGGUGGGAAUCAAGGAGUUUCACCAUGUUCUUAUCAAGGUGGGAAUCAAGGAGUUUCACCAUGUUCUUAUCAAGGUAGGAACCAAGGAGUUAUACCAUGUUCUUAUCAAGGUGGGAAUCAAGGAGUUUCACCAUGCUCUUAUCAAGGUAGGAACCAAGGAAUAUACCAAGCACUCAUCAAGGUGGGAAUCAAGGAGUUUCACCAUGUUCUUAUCAAGGUGGGAAUCAAGGAAUUAUAUCAUCCUCCUAUCAAGGUGGGAAUCAAGGAGUUUCACCAUGUUCUUAUCAAGGUGGAAAUCAAGGAGUUUCACCAUGUUCUUAUCAAGGUGGGAAUCAAGGAGUUUCUUCAUGCUCUUAUCAAGGUGGGAAUCAAGAAGUUAACCAUGUUCUUAUCAAGGUGGGAAUCAAGGGGUUUCACCAUGUUCUUAUCAAGGUAGGAACCAAGGAGUUACACCAUGUUCUUAUCAAGGUGGGAAUCAAGGAGUUUCACCAUGUUCUUAUCAAUCUGGGAACCAAGAAAGUAUCUAUGGUAAUGGAGCGUCCUCUCCUUGUCAUGGACAAGGAAAUACAGGAGUAUCUACUCACAAUUAUAGAGCUGGAAACCCAGGAAUAUCUGCAUAUAACUAUGGAAAUAGUGUUCCCCCGUCUUGUUAUGGAAGAGGAAAUAAUGGAGUCACCCCUUACAGUUAUAGGAAUGGAAAUAAGGGUGCAGCCCCCUACUGUCAAGAAGGUGCUUAUAGAGGGAUGUCAGCUUACAGUUGCCAAGGUGGUAAUACAGGAGGAUAUUAUGGAGGUGCUGCUAAAGGAGCAUCAGUUUACAGUCACCAAGGUGGUAAUACAGGGGGAUAUUGUGGAGGUGCUGAUAAAGGUAUUUCAGUUUACAGUUACCAAGGUGGUAAUACAGGACCAUAUUAUGGAGGUGCUGCUAAAGGAGUCUCAGCUUACAGUCACCAAGGUGGUAAUACAGGGGAAUAUUAUGGAGGUGCUGCUAAAGGACCAUCAGUCUACAGUCACCAACUUGGUAAUAUAGGGGGAUAUUAUGGAGGUGCUGAUAAAGGUAUUUCAGUUUACAGCUACCAAGGUUGUAAUACAGGGCCAGCUCCUAACUGUGAGAAUAAUGGUAUCACAUCUUAUAAUUUUGGAGGAAAAGUGCCAGAUAAAGGACCAUACCAUGAUGAUGGGAUGAAUCAUCAGAUUUCACCCUACCACUAUCAAGGUGGGAAUAGGAGAAAUGCAACAUACAGCUAUGGAGGUUGUAA
This is a messenger RNA of Nilaparvata lugens (brown planthopper), 2195 nucleotides long. RefSeq lists its product as uncharacterized. The transcript is spliced from 2 exons. Bases 255 to 1373 code for a protein of 372 amino acids. The record is from RefSeq and is a predicted model, not a curated record. Lineage: Eukaryota; Metazoa; Arthropoda; Insecta; Hemiptera; Delphacidae.